This is a messenger RNA of Nematostella vectensis (starlet sea anemone), 2555 nucleotides long. Its product is annotated as ribokinase. Gene Ontology annotation, molecular function: ribokinase activity. The record is from RefSeq and is a predicted model, not a curated record. NCBI's taxonomy places the organism in Eukaryota, Metazoa, Cnidaria, Anthozoa, Actiniaria, Edwardsiidae. The transcript is spliced from 8 exons. Bases 97 to 1077 code for a protein of 326 amino acids. Gene Ontology annotation, biological process: D-ribose metabolic process.
UUGACGGGCGAUCACGGGUGCGAGCGAUCGAGGGGUUUCAUUCGGACCAUUUGCUAACACAAGUCUCCUCUAGCUGCUAGGCACUGCUAGCUGAAUAUGGCGGGACAUAAAGGCCACUUCGACGUCGUUGUCGUUGGCUCUUGUAUGACUGAUUUAGUCAGCUACGUUCCGCGUCUUCCCAAAGCUGGCGAAACCAUUCACGGAUCAAAGUUUAGUAUGGGCUUCGGCGGUAAAGGAGCCAACCAGUGUGUGAUGGCUUCAAGGCUAGGGGCAAAGUCUGCAAUGGUAGCUAAGGUUGGAGAUGACUCAUUUGGACACAGUACUAUAGAGAACUUCAAACAAAACAAAGUGAAUGUUGAUCAUGUCACCUUAACCAAGAAAGCAUUUACUGGUGUAGCUCCAAUUUCAGUUAACAAUGGAGGUGAAAAUUCUAUAACAAUAGUAAGUGGAGCAAAUGAGUACCUUGAUGAAGAUGAUAUCAAGCGAGCAAGAUCCAUGAUUGUGUCGGCAUCAGUCGUUGUUUGUCAACUAGAAAUUCAACCAGAUAUUACUCAACUUGCUUUGGCUCUUGCAAGGAAUGCUAAUGUCACCACUGUAUUCAAUCCUGCCCCGGCGUCAGCGUGGCUAGACACUCAGUUCUACAGACUUAGUGAUGUAUUUUGUGCAAAUGAGAGUGAGGCUGAACUAUUAACUGGCCUGCCAGUCAAAUCAAUAGAUGACGCUGAGAAAGCAGUGGUGAUGUUGUUAGAGCGUGGAGCAGGAAGGGUGAUCAUCACUUUAGGUGCUAAAGGGUCUGUUAUUGGAUCCCAGCAAAACCCCAUGCCUCUUCACAUCCCGGUGACACCAUCAGAAGCAGUGGAUACAACGGGAGCUGGAGAUGCGUUUAUUGGGGCAUUGGCAUUUUACCUGGCCAAGUUCAAAAACUUAUCGUUCAAGGAAAUGGUCAUACGUGCUAGCGAAGUCGCCAGAAUGACAGUUUUCAAAGAAGGAACCCAGACGAGUUUUCCGUUCAAAGAGACCAUUCCCUCGUCAUUUUUCGCCCAAUCUUCCAGUGGAGACCGGAAAACCAUUAGAUGAAGGCAAACGCACAAUAGGUUGCCUCAGGAAUCAUGAAGUCGAUCGAUUGAGGUUGUUCUCUAGAAGCAUUAGCAAGACCGCAUGAAUUGGACUUGCUUUAAAAAAGGUAGACCCUCUAUUUUCAAAUCAUAGUGAAUUUUGGAAUGUCGUAUUCAAUUUUAAAUCUUAUCCACUGAGAGCUAGAGAUCGCUGAGCGAUUGAAGACUUUCUGGAUGAAAAGAAAAAGCGACUCACAACUUAAUUAUUUUUAUCGAGAAACCAAAGACAGUCACCAAGUCAAAUGUGAUGUAUUUAUUUUAGGUAACGAAUUGAUGAUGAAAUCCAGAGUCGCACGCCAUAAAAAUGACAGAAACAAAUAUAAGCAUCUAUUUCGUUGCCGUGCUUAAUUCGUCGCAUUUCUCCUGAACAUUAAAGGGGCAGUGUCAUGGUCUAUUAUCAUAAUUAUGUUAUAUUGACAUGAGUACCAGAAACUAUUCCUCGGCUUCAAGUUUCAGAAAUUUGAGCAAAUAAAUGAGUUUUUAACUCCACAUAACGACAUUGAAAACAUUUUAGCUUUCAUAUUAUGUACUCUUUUUUGUGAAUUUCAAAAUGAGAGGUAGCCAGUGUAGCUGUCAGUUUUGUUGUUCCGAGCAAACAAAACUGCUCCAAGACCCAACAAAACCGCCACCUCACAGGAUAGCUUGCCAGCAUUACCAUACUGCAGUAAGCCGUGUGAGGCCACGGUAUCAGUUCUGGGUUCUGUUUUCACGAGGCCUGAGCUCACCCUCGGCCACGAGGACCAUGGCACCUCCCCUUUAAAGUGUUUAAUAGGGUUCCGGUAUAACCUAAAAUCAUGCAUUUUAUGAGGCAGCGUGACAACACUGUACAAACUGCUCGUUUUAUUCGUUUUAUAUUGUUAUAAUUUGUGAAUUACGCUUCACAGUACACUUUAGAUUGAAGCACUCACAAACCUUUUGUCAGCCUUGCUUUGCAUGGGAUGAUAUAGACACAACAUUUUUUGCAAACAAUUUAAAAUCUCAAUUUCUGUAUUAUUAUAGCAUAGCAUAUAUAAAUAUAUAAAUAUAUAUAUAUUCAUUGGGUCACUCGACCAUUAUUGAAUGACAGGAGGAAGACAGACGUAUUCCAGGUGAUUGGAAUUUUGUGGAAUUUAGGCGCGAGAGCGAGGCUUUGGUACGGUGACGUUUGUUAACAUCUGCCUUUCAACUGUGUUCAACCCUGCCAUAGCCUCGGUCUCGCGUUCAAAUACAACAGGACCCCCAUUCUCUGAAAAGCCGUCAAUUGGCAGGUCCUCUGUAGUUGGAAGCAUUUUCAUGUACGGUUUAUUAUAAAUAGUUGCUUUUACUGUGUUAUUUUAGGUCUUAUUAUUGUAUAUUUGAAUUGUCAGGUGGAAUGAGCUUGUAUAUAAGUGUAGUAGGGAUUUAUGACAUAUUCUUGUGUGUACGGCUCUCAUUAGUAAAAUCGAUUCGCUCAAGUGUGAA